AUGAAUGGUUGUGAUGAGAUGUUUAUAUAUAGAGAGGGUGUAAAGAGAAGAAGUGGUAGAAGGUGGAAGAAAAUGAGUUCAUCUGGUAGAAGUGUGUCAGUGGUGUGGGUGGUUAUGUUGAUAUUAUCAAUGGUGAAGAAUGGUAUGGGAGAGAAAGUUGUGGUUAGGGCUACGAAUUCUUUGGGAGAAAAUGUGAACUUAGACAUUGAAUGCACGGUUGAUGAAGGUCCACCCAUUACUCUCAUCCCUGGAACUUCUCAUCAAUGGAACUAUUUCUUUGAUAAGGAAUUCAUAUGUUUCUUUCAGUGGUUUGGUGCACAAAGCUCCGGCUAUCACUCAUUUGAUAUGUUCGUAAAAUCUAGGGAUAAGGCUUCCAACCUUUCGUGGUUUAUAAAACCAGAUGGACCAUGUAGGGUUGCACCUGAUGGAUCCUCUCUUUGCUUUCGCUGGAAAACUUAG
This is a messenger RNA of Vigna unguiculata (cowpea), 459 nucleotides long. The record is from RefSeq and is a predicted model, not a curated record. Lineage: Eukaryota; Viridiplantae; Streptophyta; Magnoliopsida; Fabales; Fabaceae.